CCUACUCUCGAGUAUGGGGUCCUUUUAUUUUAGGCCUUUUUCACCCCUCCUAGGUAUUAGGUAACAUUUCCAUACAUUAAAUCUCAACCUUGGAAUCCCAUUUCCUUAUGCACAUUAAGCUAUCAUCCAUGGCAAAGACAAAGUGGCUAUGCCUCCUUCUGGUACGGCUCAUGGCGCUUGGUGCCACUCUUUCAGCCGCAAUUGUCAUGGCCACUAGCCAUGAAAAAGCUAGUUUCUUUGCUCUAUCCUUCGAGGCAAAGUACGACAACACGCCAGCUUUCAAGUAUUUUGUGAUCGCGGAAGCUGUUGCUAGUGUCUAUGGGUUUUUGGUUCUUUUUCUUCCUUCGAAGAGUCUGCUCUGGCGAUUGGUCAUUGCCCUGGAUGUGGUUUUCACCAUGUUGCUGACUUCAAGCAUUUCAGCAGCCUUGGCAAUCGCUCAGGUGGGCAAGAAAGGAAAUUCCUCUGCAGGUUGGCUGCCCAUCUGUGACCAAGUUCACAAGUACUGUGACCAUGUAAAAGGAGCUCUUAUUGCUGGCUUCAUUGGAGCCACUAUUUAUCUGUUGCUUCUUCUCUAUUCCAUCCACAAUGUCUUGGGUCUCAAAGUCCAGUGAGUUUCCACCCAGCUUGUUCUAAAUCUUUCUUAGUAGGCAGGGAGGGCAUAAAGCAUUAUAUAUAACGUUGAAGAUGUGCUUUUGGUGACAACUGUUCUGUUAAAUGAUUGUACGGGACACAAUAUUGGAAGUGCAAUUAUUUGUUUUUAACAUCAUGCUCUUUAACUGACUUUAUGAAUCAGUAUGUUUUGAGUUA
Juglans microcarpa x Juglans regia is the source of this 807-nucleotide messenger RNA. Its product is annotated as CASP-like protein 1C3. Bases 108 to 611 code for a protein of 167 amino acids. NCBI's taxonomy places the organism in Eukaryota, Viridiplantae, Streptophyta, Magnoliopsida, Fagales, Juglandaceae. The transcript is spliced from 3 exons. The record is from RefSeq and is a predicted model, not a curated record.